AUGAGAUCCAGUGGGAGGAAUUACUACUGCUCCUCACCUGACUGCACAGCCCUGUGGUUAACGAAGCGCCUCCAGUAUCCAUCUCUACCUCUGAAGGCUCAGCUGCGCGUUGACCUGGUCAGUUUUCCGGAGCCGUACUGGGCCUCUCACUCCGCUCUCCUUAGUGGUCUAUUCACAGCCAGCGGCUUACUUACCGUCUAUGCUGCAGACUCCCAACGCAAGAUGACCCAGCGCAUGGCCUUUGCCAUGGUCGGCCUGGCUUGGACCUUGUCCAUACUCAUCUCCUUCAUCCCAGUCCAGCUCCACUGGCACAGGGACAAAGCAGGCUCCUGGCGCGGGAUGAACGCGCCAUCCAACCUGGCCAAUGGGACGCCCUGGGAGGAAGCCGGGGAGCCACAGUUGAGGGCGGAGAACUGUGACUCCAGCCUGAACCGAACCUACGCCAUCUCCUCCUCGUUGAUCAGCUUCUACAUCCCAGUGGCCAUCAUGAUUGUGACCUACACGCGCAUCUACCGCAUUGCCCAGGUGCAGAUCCGCAGGAUUUCCUCCCUGGAGAGGGCCGCGGAGCAUGCGCAGAGCUGCCGGAGCCGUGCGGCCUGUGCGCCUGACACCAGCCUGCGGGCAUCCAUCAAGAAGGAGACCAAGGUCCUUAAGACCCUGUCGCUGAUCAUGGGGGUCUUCGUGUGCUGCUGGCUGCCCUUCUUCAUCCUUAACUGCAUGGUCCCCUUCUGCAGUGGACGCCCCGAGGGUCCUCGGGCGGGCUUCCCCUGCGUCAGCGAGACCACCUUCAACGUCUUUGUCUGGUUCGGCUGGGCCAACUCCUCCCUCAACCCGGUCAUCUACGCCUUCAACGCCGACUUCCGGAAGGUGUUCGCCCAGCUGCUGGGGUGCAGCCGCCUCUGCUUCCGCACCCCGGUGGAGGCAGUGAUCAUCAGCAAUGAGUUCAUCUCCUACAACCAGGACACCGUCUUCCACAAGGAGAUUGCAGCAGCCUACAUCCACAUGAUCCCCAACGCCGUGACCCCGGGGGACGAGGAUGUGGACAAGGAAGAGGACGAGGGCCCUUUCGACCAGAUGUCCCAGAUCUCUCAGACGUCCCCAGAUGGCGCCCCUGCUGCCGAGUAUGCCUGGGAGCUGGACUGUGAGGGUGAGAUUUCAUUAGGCAAAAUAACGCCUUUCACCCCAAAUGGAUUCCGUGAAACCACAUAAGAAAUGCCCCUGGUGGGUCUGGAUAGCUGCACAGACAUAAACAAGCAUACGGAACACACAGGGACACACAGAUAUGUUUGCAGGGCUGCUCAGGCGAUCACGUGUUCCGUCUGCGUUGUAGCCCAUGUGCUCAGAAACCUCCCCAGUCUGAUUUAUUGUUUGAAGAAAUUGGCAGAAGCAGUUGGAAUAAACUCAAAUAUAUCCAGCCUAGUAGAGAUGGACUAAUGUUCUUGCUAGACAAGAGAAGAUGGUGAUGGGUUCUCAAAAAAAAAGUGGCACUUGGAAUUUAAAAAUAUACCCCUCCCCCCUUUAAACAAGUGGAUUGUUCAGUGUUACCGUGUUCGGGAUCAUAUUAAACAGGUUCCAUGUGUGUGUAGUGCUGAUGGGAGUGUGUGGCUCUCCCGUGUCUUGCUUCCUGUGGCCCUGUGUUAAUGCAGUUUCUGCUCUGUGUGUAUCUUAGGACAGCUGAGGAAAUCUUCCUGAUUUGUUCUGGUGUCUAAUAAACACAAAUUAUGUAUAUUGUGGGGUGAUUAUCUUUGCUUUGCCCGACCCGUUUUCAGGACAGCCUUUGGAGAAACUACAAGAGCAUCCUUAAGAGCAGGGGAGAUUUUGGCUGAGUCUGGAAGCACGUAUUUAUUUUCUUUACAGACAGCUUGGCCUUAAAGGUAUACACAGGGGCAAGGGACCUGGAGAACCUUCUGAUUUCUCAGGUU
Molecule: messenger RNA, 1922 nt
Organism: Manis javanica (Malayan pangolin)
Lineage: Eukaryota; Metazoa; Chordata; Mammalia; Pholidota; Manidae
Gene: DRD5
Product: dopamine receptor D5
Biological process (GO): G protein-coupled dopamine receptor signaling pathway; adenylate cyclase-activating adrenergic receptor signaling pathway; positive regulation of MAPK cascade
Cellular component (GO): plasma membrane
Molecular function (GO): G protein-coupled receptor activity; dopamine neurotransmitter receptor activity, coupled via Gs
Source: RefSeq, a predicted model, not a curated record